UCAUUGCUCUGUCAUUCUCAUUUGUGAAAUGAGAAGUAAUUAUCACAUUAAAUUUGACUGAGUGACUAGGAGAGAUCCAUUAACUUUCUGCAUAAAAUGAUACUUCAUGUGACGCUCAUUUUCCUGGUAGGAAAUAUGUUUAGAAGGACUAGCUGUCUGUAACUUAGUCUGAUGCUUUCAUUAGAGAUGUCUUGUCUCACAAUAUACAUACAUAUAGGCUUUGUCUGGGGAGCUGGGUGGCUCCUGCACAGAGGAAUGCCAGUUCUUACACGCUGCAUGUUGUCACUGUAAAAGAGAGAAUCUUGGCUUGAAUGUUGACAAAACAAUCAAAAUAAAAUACAGACGAUUGCUUCUGUGUCUACCUAGGCUGGGUCAAAGGCAUGGCUAGGCCAGGGCCAUGACUGGAGAUGCCUGGAAUGCAGGGCUUAAAUAUGAGUGGAAGAUAGAUUUUUAGGGUAAGAGGUAACUAUUUUCCUUAUUUAACAUACAUAAUUAUUUCAUGUUUGGUUUUUAGGUGGCGGAGUGGAUCAGGGCCUGUGAAAUGGUCAGAAUUUGUGAUAAACUGGAGGAGCUGGCAAACUCAGAGUUAGAAAAGCCCAAUUCUCAUCUCUUUCAGCAUUGAUUUCCCCUUUAGGCCCAAGCACAAUUAACAUUUGGAGAGAUGGUCCUGAAAUAAUUUGUUCUUGUAAUAAAGUGCAUAGCUGUUUUAGUGUGUUUGAUUGAAAGAUGACUCCGACUCUGCCCUUUAUAUAUUGGAUCAAAUGGAGCUUUAAUACAGCAGCUGCCAGCAAACUACCUUUGAUUCUAAAAAUCAUCAAACCCAUACAUAGAACACUUUUGCAGACAAAUGAAGUGAAGAAGCAAACUCUGAGGGCUUCUCGGUCCAGGCACCUUGGAGGAGGAAUAUCCGUCACCAGAGUCCUGUAGAUCAGAGAGUGUUUACUGAGACUGGACUGUUUUGCAGAAGACAGGAUUUUUUGCAGUAUUUAGGGCUUCUGAGGACACAAAGAACCUGAAAGAUUGCCUGCUCAUCAUGUCUUCCAUUCUUGGGAAGAUGAAGAAAUUUGGCAGUUACGACAUGGAGGAAUCUGAAAUGACAGAUGAACACACGGAUGGGGAGGAUUCCACACUGGAAAUGCCUGACAGCCUCCAGGGUACACUCAGCACCAAGGUGCAGCCACCCAAAAGCAACAUCUUUGCAAGACGUGGGCGGUUUGUGAUGGGGGAUAGUGACAAGGAUAUGGCUCCCAUGGACUCCUUUUACCAGAUGGAUCACCUGAUGGCACCUUCUGUCAUCAAAUUUCAUGCCAAUUUGGAGAGGGGGAAACUUCACAAGCUCCUAUCAACAGAUUCCAUCACAGGCUGCUCAGAAAAAGCUUUCAAAUUUUAUGACCGCAGAAGGAUCUUUGAUGCUGUAGCUCAAGGCAACACGAGGGACCUGGAUGAUCUGCUACUCUACCUUAAUAGAACCUUCAAGCAUCUCACAGAUGAUGAGUUCAAAGAGCCAGAAACUGGGAAAACCUGCUUACUGAAAGCCAUGCUGAAUCUACAUGAUGGGAAAAAUGAUACCAUUCCCUUGCUGCUGGAUAUUGCAAGGAAAACUGGAACUCUGAAAGAGUUUGUUAAUGCAGAGUAUACUGACAACUACUACAAGGGUCAGACUGCACUUCACAUUGCCAUUGAGAGGAGGAACAUGUACCUGGUGAAGCUCUUGGUCCAGAAUGGAGCAGAUGUUCACGCAAGAGCCUGUGGGGAGUUCUUCAGGAAAAUCAAAGGGAAACCUGGCUUCUAUUUUGGGGAGCUGCCUUUGUCCCUGGCUGCCUGCACCAACCAGCUCUGCAUUGUGAAAUUCCUCCUGGAGAACCCCUACCAGGCAGCCGACAUCGCUGCGGAGGACUCCAUGGGCAAUAUGGUCCUGCACACACUGGUGGAGAUUGCAGAUAAUACUAAGGAUAAUACCAAGUUUGUUACCAAGAUGUACAAUAACAUAUUGAUCCUUGGUGCCAAAACUAAUCCAAUGCUGAAGCUGGAAGAACUCACCAACAAGAAGGGGCUGACUCCAUUAACUCUGGCAGCCAAAACGGGGAAGAUAGGGAUUUUUGCUUACAUCCUGAGACGAGAGAUCAAAGAUCCUGAGUGCAGACACUUGUCUCGGAAGUUCACUGAAUGGGCUUAUGGACCUGUCCACUCGUCUCUUUAUGACUUGUCCUGUAUAGACACAUGUGAGAAAAAUUCAGUGCUUGAGAUUAUUGCCUACAGCAGUGAAACACCAAACCGUCAUGAGAUGCUUCUGGUGGAACCCCUUAACAGGCUACUGCAAGACAAGUGGGACCGAUUUGUCAAACACUUAUUUUACUUCAACUUCUUUGUCUAUACCAUUCAUAUCACCAUCCUCACUGCAGCUGCUUACUACAGACCUGUAGAGAAGAAGGAAAAGCCUCCCUUCACGUUUGGUCACAGCACUGGGGAGUAUUUUCGAGUGACUGGAGAGAUCCUGAGUGUCCUGGGAGGUCUCUAUUUUUUUUUCAGAGGGAUACAGUAUUUCAUGCAGAGGCGCCCGUCACUCAAGACGCUGAUAGUUGACAGCUACAGUGAGGUUCUUUUCUUUGUUCACUCCUUGCUCCUCCUGAGCUCUGUGGUGCUGUACUUCUGUGGCCAGGAACUGUACGUGGCUUCCAUGGUCUUCUCCUUGGCUCUGGGCUGGGCUAACAUGCUGUACUACACCCGUGGCUUCCAGCAGAUGGGUAUUUACUCUGUCAUGAUUGCCAAGAUGAUCCUUAGAGAUUUGUGUCGCUUCAUGUUUGUCUAUCUAGUGUUCCUCUUGGGAUUUUCUACAGCUGUGGUGACUUUGAUUGAAGAUGACAAUGAGGGACAAGACACAAACAUCUCUGAACAUGCCCGAUGCUGCCACAUGAAACGAGGCCGCACGUCUUACAAUAGUCUCUAUUACACCUGCUUGGAGCUUUUCAAGUUCACUAUUGGGAUGGGGGACCUGGAGUUUACAGAGAACUACAGGUUCAAGUCUGUGUUUGUGAUCCUUUUGGUUCUCUAUGUCAUCCUUACCUACAUCCUUUUGCUCAACAUGCUUAUUGCACUCAUGGGGGAAACUGUGAGCAAGAUUGCACAGGAAAGCAAGAGCAUCUGGAAACUCCAGAGAGCCAUCACAACCCUGGAUAUUGAAAACAGCUACUUGAACUGUGUGAGGCGCUCCUUCCGGUCUGGGAAGCAAGUCUUGGUGGGGGUAACACCUGAUGGGCAAGAUGAUUACAGAUGGUGCUUUAGGGUUGAUGAAGUGAACUGGUCCACGUGGAAUACCAAUCUGGGCAUAAUCAACGAAGACCCUGGGUACUCUGGGGACCUCAAACGAAAUCCCAGUUACUCUAUUAAGCCUGGCAGAGUUUCAGGGAAAAACUGGAAAACAUUGGUUCCACUCUUAAGAGAUGGGAGCAGGAGAGAAGAGACUCAAAAACUACCAGAAGAAGUCAAAUUAAAACCUAUUUUGGAACCUUAUUAUGAGCCAGAAGAUUCUGAAAUGUUGAAGGAGUCACUUCCAAAGUCAGUCUAGACUUGUUUUAUUUUUAAGGUUAAUUCUAGUUGCCUCUGUUGGUCCUCACAAGCAGGGAAGUUGGAACACUUCAUUCAUAAGAACAGGGCUUUUUGGGGAAAAGUCAGAGAACUUAGGAAAUGACUGUGUG
Molecule: messenger RNA, 3695 nt
Organism: Colius striatus (speckled mousebird)
Lineage: Eukaryota; Metazoa; Chordata; Aves; Coliiformes; Coliidae
Gene: TRPV1
Product: transient receptor potential cation channel subfamily V member 1
Exons: 18
Coding region: 1034-3565 (843 amino acids)
Biological process (GO): calcium ion import across plasma membrane
Cellular component (GO): membrane
Molecular function (GO): calcium channel activity; protein binding
Source: RefSeq, a predicted model, not a curated record